CGAAGCUCGACGACGACGACUACGAUUGUACUCUCUCUCUCUUUCACUCGCACCUCCUCCAAACCUCUCUCUUCCCGAUUCUCAUUUUUCUUAAGCAGAAAAGGGUUGAAGAAUGUUUCUCAAAGUCGAGUUGCCAUGGAACGUGAUGAUUCCAGCUGAGAACAUGGACGCGAAAGGUCUGAUGCUGAAGAGGGCUAUUCUGAUUCAGUUGCUUGAGGCUUUUGCUUCAAAGAGAGCAACCAAGGAGCUUGGCUACAACUUAACAGUCACAUCUCUGGACAAGAUUGGAGAAGGCAAAAUCAGGGAGCACACCGGUGAAGUCAUGUUCCCUGUCGUUUUCAGCGGGAUGACCUUCAAGAUCUUCAAAGGAGAGAUACUUGAAGGCGUGGUGCACAAGGUGCUGAAGCACGGUGUCUUCCUGAGGUGUGGUCCGGUUGAGAACGUUUACCUCUCCCACACGAAGAUGCCGGAUUACAAGUACCUCCCAGGAGAGAACCCGAUCUUCAUGAACGAGAAGAUGUCGAGGAUCCAGGUUGAGUCUUUGGUUAGAUUUGUGGUGAUUGGGACCAAGUGGAUGGAGGUGGAGAAGGAGUUUCAGGCGCUGGCUAGCCUUGAAGGGGACUACCUUGGACCGAUCUCUGAAGAAUGAUCUGGCUGGUUUCUUCAUGUGAUGAGGUGUUUGGGCAAAUCUAUCAUGUCAAUAACUCAAGUAUUCGGUUUUAUGUUCGGUAACUACUCUUUUAAGUUGUGCAAACAAUUGAUGAACCUCGAUUUUUGGAUGCUAAUGCUAUUAUCCAGCCUUUAAAAGAGUAAAAUGCUG
Molecule: messenger RNA, 820 nt
Organism: Eruca vesicaria subsp. sativa (arugula)
Lineage: Eukaryota; Viridiplantae; Streptophyta; Magnoliopsida; Brassicales; Brassicaceae
Source: the annotation of a GenBank genome assembly